Molecule: messenger RNA, 1068 nt
Organism: Symbiodinium necroappetens
Lineage: Eukaryota; Dinophyceae; Suessiales; Symbiodiniaceae
Source: the annotation of a GenBank genome assembly
AUGGAGUCUCUGCAGGUGGAGGAACCUCCUAGGCCUUCUCGCCGACGCUCCUGGCCUCCGGAUCCCGGCUCCCGGCGGCGGCACAGCAGCAUCCUGGUGAAGGGCCGGAGCAGCUCAGUGGCGCUCCACGAUGCGGCUUCGCGUAUGUCCACCUGCGUGUAUCUACAGACCUCGGGCCUCAGCGUGACGCAGGCAACUCUGGUGGCUUUCAACUCUGCAGUAGGCAGCUCGGUGGCGCUGGUCGGCUAUUAUCCCAGCCAAAGUGGAUGGCAAGCCUUUGCUGUCAUCAUGCUGGCAGUGGCCACUACAGCGAUGGCCCAGCAAAGUGCACUCAUUUCGACAAGCUGCCAACUUGGAGCCGGGACCUUCGAAGAGCUGUGCCAGCCGCUUCCCAAUUGGUCCAGCAGGGUCACCGUUGCGAGCUUCCUACUCUACUACUGGGGCUGCUUGGGCUUCUAUGCUCAAUUCGUCGAGGUUUUCCUGGCCGACCAGCUUUGCCCUCUCUUGUGCCAGCGAGGGAGCUCCUGGCUUUGCCAAAGCGAAUAUCGCCUUGGUCUCCUAGUUUUUCUCGUCUUUGCUCUUGUGAGUUGGCCGCCGCAGUUGAGUGGGACCGCGGCGGUCUUCAUCAACAACAUGAACUUCCUUGUCAAGUGGGUCGUGAUAGUAACAGCUGUAGCGAAAGGCGUUUACACAGUCAUAUCAGUCGAUGCCGAGAGAGACUAUGUAGCGUGGGCACCCAGUGGUUUUGUGCGGGUCGCGUGCUUGUUAAUGUCUUCCUAUGCCAACACCGGCAUUAUGCCCCAGAUUGCUGCAGAUGUUGACAAGUCGCAGCAGCAGCGAGCAGCAAAACUCUGCCCAAUCAUUGCAGUGAGCCUUCAGCUCCUGGUUUAUUUUGCAGUGGCAUACAGUGCAUACUUCGCCCUGGGCGAUGCAGUCACCCCCGGCGUUUUCGCUACGUACAACAAGCUCUACCCGGGCUACAUGACAACCAUUUUGCAGGGUGGGAUGGCCCUGUUGACUUUCUUUUCAUCUCCGCUGCUCAUCAUUCCACUGAAAGCUUGGACCUGA